AUGCCUCUGAACUUUCAAAUUGAUGCAUUAGAGAGAACAAAAAAACUAUAUGAACAUUCAUUGAGAAGUAAUUCUGAUAUCGUGGUCCAACAAAAUCUUAGGCAGAGCUCGACAAAACAACCGUACAUCUGUGAUCAAGAACAGUUGAAAUGUUUCAUCACAACAAGUAACUGGUCCAAAGUUUACUUCGUGAAAGAAACGGCGGUAAGAUAUCAAUUCGUCAACAGUUCAACACUAUCGCUUUUUGAUAAUGAAGACAAAGAAUUGUCAACAAAUUCUGAUGUGCCAUUUUUUAAAGGCGAUUCCUAUUUCCUUCCACUCAAUAAUUUAUUGACAAUGAUCUAUUGUUCCAAUCUUGAUGGGACUGAUAAGCGUAAAAGUUCAUUUCUUGGCCCAAUUUUCAAUCCUAAAAAAAUCGUUGAAAGCUUGGAUAACAACUUUAAUUACUACUAUAGCAAAACCGGCUGGCUAUCAAGCGCAUUCUUUCAAAAAUACUUGGAAGAAAUCAGCAACCAUAUAAAGCUGAGAUAUAGACAUCAGGGCAAAAAUGAACCAUCAAUAUUUAUGAUUUGUUAUGAAAGUCAUUACCAUAGCCUUCCUGACUUAUCAAUUCCUGAAAAUUAA
This is a messenger RNA of Saccharomycopsis crataegensis, 624 nucleotides long. RefSeq lists its product as uncharacterized. The transcript has a single exon. Bases 1 to 624 code for a protein of 207 amino acids. NCBI's taxonomy places the organism in Eukaryota, Fungi, Ascomycota, Saccharomycetes, Ascoideales, Saccharomycopsidaceae. The record is from RefSeq and is a predicted model, not a curated record.